AUGUCAGAAAAGUCAUCCCUCCCGUCGCGUCUUUCUGCCGCCCUUCCUGUUGGUCUGGAGCUUCGGGUAUAUCACUUGUCAACGCCGCCCACACGAGCGCCCGCCUUGUUCGCGCCUUUGAAGGGCCAUGAUGAAGACGCCACUUUCUGCGAGUCACACUUCCUUGCAGUCUCGUCUCAGAACCAAGACAAGGAGAUUUUAGCUUACGCGGUCGAGGUUUUGGUCUUUACGACUCAGUCGCUCGUGACAAUAUUUGUCUCAAAAGCCGACUCUUCAGGCUUCACUUCCCGCCUCAACCAACCAAAGAACUAUCCAUCUGCUAUUUCCACCGUCACUUCAACCUUUAUUCAGUUCUUACUUGAACCUCGUCUGACCAGUCCAAGAGUGGUCGUGUCACUUUUUGCUCGCUCGCAAAACCAAUAUCUUUUCCCUGGGAGUUCUGAGAAUGCCGGAAAACACAUUCUCGACGAUCGCCGGCUCAUAAAGUGGUGGUGUCGAGUGCUCGACAUAGUCAUGCGCCAACCCAGGGAGGAUGUAGUGGCUACUGCACAUCUGUUGGUCCCAGGAUACGACAAGAGCGGAGUUAAGACCUUUUUCCCACCAUCAAGCCAGACAGAUUCCUCUUCAGAUCCAAAAUGGGUUGAUUCAUAUCCAGUCAGCCUUUUAGUGCCGGACCCUCUGGUCCCUCCGAGGCAUGUGGUUCCCCGACUUCCAGACGAUCCCAAAGCACGGUUUCUUGAGGACCUCGACGAGUUUGUUGAUGAAAAAGGAGAAUGGCGGGGUGUGAAAACCCUUGAUCAAUUCUGGGAGACGAUGUCGUAUAGACAAGAAUGUUCUGCUGGACGAGUAGUAGGUUUCGUGUGGCUGGUCUUCUCUCGUGGUCAGACCGAACAUACUACACUAAACGAGCUUGAAAAGACCAGUCAGACGGAGAAUUUAGCCAGCCAACGCACGAAGCCGAGCCUGAUUACGCCUGCCAAUUCCCAACAGCAGCACGAGACUUGCAAUACGGGAAUAGGAUCGCCGACUGCCUCCAUCCUCAAAAUGAACGCAGAACUAAACUCGCCACCUUCCUCUUCGCCUAUUCAUCCAGAUUUUGAAUCUAAAGCUAUAGAGAAUGGAAAAAAUGCUGAUCAUAGUGCUCCUGUGCCUGAAGUAGCGGAAGAGUCAAUGUUGCCCACGACUGGGGGAACGCGGGGCGAGCUUCUUAUCGACGCUACCCAAUAUCAGGCAUUAAUGGAACAUCUUCUGCAGACCGACUUUGCUCAUGAGGCCCCCGCUGCACAUGCCACCAAAAGCUGGAUAGACAAAGCUCUGGAGCUAUCAAGGGCGGCCUCAUUCGGACAUCCAAUACGUGGCCGUGCUAUGCCGGUCUUGGCACCGCCCACAGCUCCGGGCAUCGUGUCAUCAGCUCAGGUCAACGUGCUGACUGGCGUCCGCAAGAAAAGGAAGGCAGACACAAUGGAUAAUGGCACCACCACCACCACUAAUAACACCUCCGCACCUGGAAUAACGCAAGCGUUGGCUUCAACAACCGCCAAUACUCUGUCGAACAACUUGAUAACAAAAAAGCCAAAACCUUAA
This is a messenger RNA of Fonsecaea monophora, 1584 nucleotides long. RefSeq lists its product as hypothetical. Gene Ontology annotation, cellular component: nucleus. The transcript has a single exon. NCBI's taxonomy places the organism in Eukaryota, Fungi, Ascomycota, Eurotiomycetes, Chaetothyriales, Herpotrichiellaceae. Gene Ontology annotation, biological process: DNA damage response. The coding region runs from base 1 to 1584 and encodes 527 amino acids. Gene Ontology annotation, molecular function: histone H3K56 acetyltransferase activity. The record is from RefSeq and is a predicted model, not a curated record.